AUGACCCGAGCGAUUUGGCUCGACGGCCUUCGGGGCAUUGCGGCCGCCAUUGUGGCGACAGACCACUAUUUCAUGGGAGCCAUUCUGCACGCCGGCUUCAGAUCCUUCUGGGCAGAUCCGCCGGAGGAGAAUCGUCGACUCUAUCAGCUGCCUCCCUUCCGUCUGGUCUUUGCAGCGCAUGCCAUGGUGCCCUUGUUCUUUGUGAUCUCCGGUUAUGCCAUCUCCAUCAAUCUCAUCCGAAUGAGGGCCGGCAGCAACACUGAAGGAUUUCUUCGGCGACUAUCCUCGGCAGUGACACGCCGCGGCCUCCGCAUCUAUCUGCCCGUGCUCUGUAUCACGGUUAUUUCGCAGAUCCUCUUCUUUCUCAACCUCUUUCAGUGGGAGCCUUCGGAUGAUAUUGUAUGGGGUCGAAAGCCUCUGACUGCGCCGUGGUUCCAUGUAGAGUUUGUCGCCCGGUACAUGCUCGACAACAUCAACAUCCUCGCCAUCCAGUACAACGGCGGUCUCAAUGGCCAGCUGUGGACAAUGGCUCUCGAGUUCCGUGGAUCUUGCGUUGUGUAUCUCCUCCUCCUGGGUCUGGCCUUUUGGAAGCCGAGGCCCCGGCUUUGGGCGCUUGGCGCUUUGAUGGCCUACUGGUUCUACUUUGGCUUCUGGGAUGUAUUGGGAUUUCUGGCAGGGUACUGGCUGGCCGAGCGGGAAGUUUUGUCGGAGUCGGAAACUGUUAGCACCGAGGCAGAUUUUAUGCUUUGGCUCAAACCGUAUAUCCCGGUCCGGAUGAGAUCCGUAAACUUCAGCGCCGUCCGAACGUACGCCAUUUUCAUCGUCGGUAUCUGGUUUCUCUGUUUAAGCGAUGACGGCGCUCUCCCACCUGGGUAUCAAUUCUUGCAGGUUGCCGAAACCUCGCGAUGGGAUGGAAACUGGGGGAUUGUGGACAAGACGUGGAAAACGGUUGGCUCCGUGCUGGUUGUCUCUGCAAUCAGCUCCACAGAACUACUUCAGUACCCCCUCAAUUCCAAGCCAGUACAGUAUUUGGGGAGGAUCUCUUUUUCGCUAUACCUCGUACAUCAAACCAUCUACCACUUGCUCAGCGAUCCGGUCAAGAAUGUCCUUUGGUUCAUAGCCACAGGGGGUUCACAACCUGGUGAUGAUGCUGGUGAAUACGUAAUCACGUCCGCUUUCUGUUGGAUCAUGGGCUUCAUCAUCCUGUCAACAAUCAACCUGUAUGCGGCAAAUUAUUAUACGAGAUUCGUCGACGAGCGAUGCAUUAAGCUUGCAAAGCAGUUUGACCAAUGGGUCUCUGGAGCGUUGUAA
This is a messenger RNA of Trichoderma gamsii, 1311 nucleotides long. RefSeq lists its product as hypothetical. NCBI's taxonomy places the organism in Eukaryota, Fungi, Ascomycota, Sordariomycetes, Hypocreales, Hypocreaceae. Gene Ontology annotation, molecular function: acyltransferase activity, transferring groups other than amino-acyl groups. The record is from RefSeq and is a predicted model, not a curated record. The coding region runs from base 1 to 1311 and encodes 436 amino acids. Gene Ontology annotation, biological process: polysaccharide biosynthetic process. Gene Ontology annotation, cellular component: membrane. The transcript has a single exon.